Dictyostelium discoideum AX4 is the source of this 1050-nucleotide messenger RNA. RefSeq lists its product as hypothetical. The transcript has 3 exons. Gene Ontology annotation, biological process: regulation of DNA-templated transcription. The record is from RefSeq and is a predicted model, not a curated record. Bases 1 to 1050 code for a protein of 349 amino acids. Gene Ontology annotation, molecular function: sequence-specific DNA binding; zinc ion binding. Lineage: Eukaryota; Evosea; Eumycetozoa; Dictyosteliales; Dictyosteliaceae.
AUGAUUUCUUCAAAAUUAAAUAAUAACUAUUACAAUAAUCCAUUUACUUUUAAUAAUAAUUCAAAUACAAUUUCAGUUACUCAAAAAGAAGCUUUAAAGAAAACCAUUAAAGAGGCUGCUGUUUUAACUGAUAUCGCUUUAGUAAAUUUAAAUAAUGAUGGCCCAUCAUUAGAAAUCUCUGCAUUAAUAGAAUCAAAAUGUAAACAACUUUACGAAUACUCAACAACAAAUACAAUAACAAUAUAUAAUUUGUUGAAUUAUAAUAAUAAUAAUAAUUACAAUAAUAUAAACAGAUAUAACAAUAAUAAUAGUCCUAGUAAUAAUAAUAAUAAUAAUAAUAAUAAUAAUAAUAAUAAUAAUAAUAAUAAUAAUAAUAAUAAUAGUAAUAAUAAUAAUAAUAAUAAUAAUAUUAAUAAUAAUAAUAAUAGUAAUAAUAACAAUAUUAAUAAUAAUAAUAAUAAUAAUAGCGAAAAUAACUGUAAUAAUAAUUUCAAUGUUAAUAAAAAUUUAGACAACGAUAAAUAUAAUAAUAAAUCUUGUAAAAAUAAUAAUAUUAAUAAUAAUAACAAUAAUAAUAAUAAUAGCGAAAAUAAAGAAAAAAAUAAUAUAAAUAAUAAUAAUGAAAAAGAAAAUAAUGAAUAUAAUAAUAAUAGAUCAGCAUCAACAUCACCAGUAAUCAAAAGAAGUAAAUCAUUAUCACCAAUCCUUCAAUUCGAUAAAAUUGAUCUUGAAGAAGAAUAUACAAGUGAUUAUGAUUACUCUGAUGGUUCAAAUGAAAGCUCCUCUCCAACUUUAUCAGCAUCUACAUUAUCAAGUGAAGAUUCUAAACCAAAGGUUCUUAAAAGAGGUAGAGGUAGACCUUCAAAACCAAAGCCAGUUCAAUGUUUUUCUUGUUUCCGUAGUAAUACUCCAGAAUGGAGAAAGGGUAAAGACAAAGAUGGAAAUGUUAUUGACCUUUGUAACGCAUGUGGUUUAAGUUAUAUGAAAUAUAUAAAGAAAGCUAAAGAAUCAAAAGAUAAACUUAGUAUAAAUAAUUUAAUUAAUAAAUAA